AUGUGUGGAAUCUUCGCCUGUCAUCGUCACCCCGACGUCCAAAAAUUCAAGCCGACGGCCCUGAAGCUGGCCAAGGCUAUCCGUCACCGUGGCCCCGACUGGAGCGGUAACGUUAUUGCCAACAAGACGAUCCUGUGCCAUGAGCGUCUCAGCAUUGUCGGCGUCGAGUCCGGCGCCCAGCCCCUUACCAACGACGAUGAGAGCAUCAUCCUCGCCGUCAACGGAGAGAUCUACAACCAUCGUCUGAUCCGUAAGGCCCUGAAGCACAAGUACCACUUCAAGACCGGCUCCGACUGUGAAGUCGUCAUCCCCUUGUACGAGGAGUACGAUAUCGACGCCCCUAAACACCUCGACGGCAUGUUCUCGUGGGUUCUGUACGACAAGAAGAAGGACCGCACAGUUGCUGCCCGCGACCCUAUCGGUAUCACCACUCUGUACCAGGGCUGGUCCUCAAAAGAGCCCGAUGCCGUUUACUUUGCUUCCGAGCUGAAGUGCCUGCACUCCGUCUGCGACAAGAUCGAGGCCUUCCCCCCUGGUCACGUUUUCGACUCUGCCACCGGCAAGACCACAAGAUAUUUCGAGCCUUCCUGGUGGGACCCCGCCAAGGUUCCCGACACCCCCGUCGACCUCACGGCCAUCCGCGAGUCCCUCGAGAAGUCAGUCAGAAAGAGACUGAUGGCUGAGGUUCCUUACGGUGUGCUCCUCUCUGGUGGUCUGGACUCCAGCUUGGUCGCUUCUAUCGCCCAAAGAGAGACUCUCCGCUUGAAGCAGGCGGCCCUCGACGCCAACGGCGGCACGCUGCCCACCGAGAACCCCGAGACUGGCGAUGGUAUGGUCGGUAUCGACGACGACAACAAGCUGUCAACAGUCACCUACCUGCCCCAGCUCAACUCCUUCUCAAUUGGUCUGCCUGGAUCCCCCGACAACAAGGCUGCUCUCGAGGUGGCCAAGUUCCUCGGCACCAAGCACCACGUCAUGACCUUCACCAUCGAGGACGGUCUCAACGCCCUGUCCGAUGUCAUCUACCACCUCGAGACAUACGACGUCACAACCAUCCGCGCCUCUACCCCGAUGUACCUCCUUUCCCGUAAGAUCAAGGCCAUGGGCAUCAAGAUGGUGCUCAGUGGUGAGGGCAGUGACGAGAUCUUUGGCGGUUACCUCUACUUCCACGCCGCCCCCGACAGGAAGGCCUUCCACGAGGAGACCGUCCGCCGUGUCAAGAACCUGCACCUUGCCGACUGCCUGCGUGCCAACAAGUCGACAUCCGCCUGGGGUCUUGAGGCUCGUGUGCCGUUCUUGGACAAGCAGUUCCUCGAGACGUGCAUGAACAUCGACCCCGCGGACAAGAUGAUCACCAAGGAGAAGAUUGAGAAGUACAUCCUGCGCAAGGCGUUCGACACCUCGGACGACCCGUCGGCGCAGCCGUACCUGCCCGAGAACAUCCUCUGGAGACAGAAGGAGCAGUUCUCGGACGGUGUCGGAUACGGGUGGAUCGACGCGCUCAAGGACAACGCCGAGAUCCAGGUCACGGACGAGAUGAUGAAGAACCCCAAGCCCGAGUGGGGCGACGACAUCCCCGACACUAAGGAGGCCUACUGGUACCGUCUUAUGUUCGACGAGCACUUCCCGCCGCAUUGCGCUUCCACCGUCAUGCGCUGGACCCCCACUUGGUCCAAGCAGACGGACCCCAGUGGCAGAGCCAUUUCCAUUCACCAGCAAAAGUACAACGAGGCAUAA
This is a messenger RNA of Colletotrichum aenigma, 1737 nucleotides long. It is a transcript of the gene ASN1, whose product is annotated as Asparagine synthetase [glutamine-hydrolyzing] 1. Bases 1 to 1737 code for a protein of 578 amino acids. Gene Ontology annotation, molecular function: asparagine synthase (glutamine-hydrolyzing) activity. The record is from RefSeq and is a predicted model, not a curated record. Gene Ontology annotation, cellular component: cytosol. Lineage: Eukaryota; Fungi; Ascomycota; Sordariomycetes; Glomerellales; Glomerellaceae. The transcript is spliced from 9 exons.